Messenger RNA from Aspergillus fischeri NRRL 181, 1605 nucleotides. It is a transcript of the gene sxa2, whose product is annotated as putative pheromone processing carboxypeptidase (Sxa2). Bases 1 to 1605 code for a protein of 534 amino acids. Gene Ontology annotation, molecular function: serine-type carboxypeptidase activity. The record is from RefSeq and is a predicted model, not a curated record. Lineage: Eukaryota; Fungi; Ascomycota; Eurotiomycetes; Eurotiales; Aspergillaceae. Gene Ontology annotation, biological process: proteolysis. The transcript is spliced from 4 exons.
AUGUUGUUCGGCUCGGUGGCUUCGACUGCCCUCCUGGCGCUCUCUUUGUGCGUGGACAGCGCGUCUGCUGCAAAACAUGGACGGUUCGGUCAGAGGGCUCGUGACUCGUUGACCAAACGAAGCUCGUCAUCGUUGGUUACCCAUGAGUCAGAGACGCGCUCAAGCCACAAGGACUUCCGGUUCCUGAACAAGGAUACGAAACCCUACCUCGUGAAGAGUCUGCCCGAUGUAAAGUUCGACAUUGGUGAGAUGUACUCUGGCUCAGUCCCUAUCCACAAGGGCAACAAAUCCAGAGAACUUUUCUUCAUCUUCCAGCCCACCAUCGGUGAACCUGUGGACGAAGUUACUAUCUGGCUCAACGGAGGGCCAGGUUGCAGCUCCUUGGAAGGAUUCUUCCAGGAGAACGGCAGAUUCACCUGGCAGCCGGGAACAUUAGCCCCAGUUGAGAAUCCUUACUCAUGGGUCAACCUGACUAACAUGUUGUGGGUCGAUCAGCCUGUCGGCACGGGCUUCGCCACCGGCAAGCCGACUGCAACGUCGCAGGAGGAGACCGCGGAAGACUUUAUCAAGUUCUUCAAGAACUUCCAGGAGAUUUUUGGUAUCAAGAACUAUAAGAUCUAUGUCACUGGAGAGAGUUACGCGGGCCGCUAUGUUCCUUAUAUCUCUGCCGCAAUGCUGGACCAGAAUGACACGGAAUAUUAUGACCUGAAAGGUGCCCUCGUUUAUGAUCCAUGCAUCGGCCAGUUCGACUAUGUGCAAGAAGAAGUGCCUGCAGUGCCCUUCGUUCAGCAGAACGCCAACCUCUUCAACUUCAAUGCAAGCUUCAUGGCGGAGCUGGAAAGGCUCCACAAAUCCUGCGGCUACCAGGAUUUCAUCGAUGAAUACCUAGUGUUCCCUCCCUCAGGUGUCCAGCCUCCCAAGAUGUUCAACUACACGAGUGAUGCGGAGUGCGACGUUUUUGAUAUGAUCAACACCGCCGCCAUGGCUGUCAACCCCUGCUUCGACAUCUACGAGAUCAACCUGAUGUGCCCUCUCGCAUGGGACGUUCUUGCCUUCCCCACCGCACUCGUCUACCAGCCCGCCGGCGCCACGGUCUACUUUGAUCGCGAAGACGUCAAGCGUGCCUUGCACGCUCCGAGCAUCAAGUGGGCCGAGUGCGCGGACGAGGCCGUCUUUGUGGGUGGCUCUGGUGGCCCCGAGCAAGAGGGUGACUUCUCCGCAAACCCCAUCGAGCAUGUCCUCCCGCAGGUGAUUGAGGCGACAAACCGUGUGCUUGUCAGCAACGGAGACUAUGACAUGAUCAUUCUCACCAACGGUACCUUGCUCUCAAUCCAGAACAUGACCUGGCAUGGCCAGCUGGGCUUCCAGUCGGCUCCCAGCACCCCAAUCGCGAUCAGUCUGUCCGACUUGCAGUACGCUGACGUCUACGCUGAGAACAAAAUGACUGGAGUGGACGGUGCUCAGGGUGUCAUGGGUGUCCAGCACUACGAGCGCGGAUUGAUGUGGGCGGAGACCUACCAGAGCGGGCACAUGCAGCCCCAGUACCAGCCACGGGUGACGUACCGUCACCUGCAGUGGUUGCUGGGCCACAUUGAGUCUCUGUGA